CGGGCGGGCGGGGACUGGCCAGGCUGCCGGGCGGGGGGCUGAGCCGAGCGCGCUGCCGUGAGGGGAGACCCGGGUGCGGCCCCGUGAAGGGAGAGGGGAUACACAGGCACGGCCGGGUGAGGGGGCAGCGAGCACCGGGAUGGGCCUGGAGUGGAGGGGUCCGUGCGCGGCCCCGUGAGGAGGGGCUGGGGCGAGCGCGGAGCUGCGCGCAGGAAGGAGCUCGGAAACCGCGGCGGUAACAUGAAACCAACAUGGUGAGGAGGCUGCUGGGGCUGGGGCCCGUCCGUGCUGCCCCCGGCAGGGAGGCGUGUGGGUGGCCCGGGAGCGCUGGCUGCCCCGCUGGGGACACCCGGAGAGCCUGGUAGUCCCCCGGGGCAGGUGUGCUCGUGGGGCUGCAGACCUGGACCGGGACCGACCUUCCCCGGGGUUUUCCAGGGCGGGUUGAAUUAGGGCUGACUUGCUUCUGGGGUCCUGUUCCCUCUUGACUGUGAGAAGUUGGCUCCAUAUUCCAGUGACUGCUCAGCCAAAGGAGCUUGGGUGACAUCUCCAAGAUCAUUGCAAGGAAGCAAAUUACCAGGAUUUCCCCCCUGUGGCUGCCUGACCGCUGCUGAGCUACCCCUCCCAGCCCAUGUGGCUCUCCCCAUGCUCCAAGAGUGCAACGGGUGCCCAACGCAAUGUGUGUUUGUCAAACCAUGGAAGUGGGCAAGUAUGGCAAGAAUGCCACUCGAUCUGGAGACCGGGGGGUCCUGCUGGAGCCUUUCAUUCACCAGGUGGGCGGGCACAGCAGCAUGAUGCGCUACGACGACCACACUGUCUGCAAGCCCCUCAUCACGCGGGAGCAGCGCUUCUACGAGUCCCUGCCCCCAGAAAUGAAGGAGUUCACACCUGAGUACAAAGGUGUGGUGUCUGUCUGUUUUGAGGGAGACAGUGAUGGCUACAUUAACCUGGUGGCCUAUCCCUAUGUGGAGAACGAGGCUCUGGAGCAGGAUGAUCUGCCGGAGAGGGACCAGCCGCGGCGCAAGCACUCGCGCCGGAGCCUUCACAGGUCAAGCAGCGGCACCGAGCACAAGGAGGAGAAGCCUGGCCUGGCCAGUGACAGCACCGAAAGCAGCAUCCAGGAAACGAAGAGUCCCAGGGUGGACUUGCACAUCCACUCAGAUGUUCCGUUUCAGAUGUUGGAUGGGAACAGUGGCCUGAGCUCUGAGAAGAUCAGCUAUAACCCCUGGAGCCUGCGCUGCCACAAGCAGCAGCUGAGCCGCAUGCGGUCCGAGUCCAAGGACCGGAAGCUGUACAAGUUCCUGUUGCUGGAGAACGUGGUGCAUCACUUCAAGCUUCCCUGCGUGCUUGAUCUGAAGAUGGGGACCAGGCAGCACGGAGAUGAUGCCUCUGAGGAGAAGGCUGCUCGGCAGAUGAAGAAGUGUGAACAGAGCACUUCUGCCACCUUGGGUGUGCGUGUGUGUGGGAUGCAGGUCUAUCAGCUGGACACAGGGCAUUACUUAUGCAGGAAUAAAUACUAUGGGCGCGGCCUUUCCAUCGAAGGCUUCCGCAACGCCCUCUACCAGUACCUCCACAACGGCAUCGAGCUGCGCAAGGACCUCUUUGAGCCCGUCCUCGCCAAGCUGCGCAGCCUGAAGGCGGUUCUGGAGAGACAGGCCUCCUACCGCUUCUACUCCAGCUCCCUCCUCAUCAUCUACGACGGGAAGGACAGCCGUGCGGGGACCUUGCUGGAGCGCCGGCCGGAGGCGCGCCUGAAGCGGGGGGAGGGCUCCGUCCCCGAGGGCCUCCAGGACGGCGGCGGCUCGGAGCCCGGCUCCUCGGCCCAGCCCAAGGUGGACGUGCGCAUGAUUGACUUUGCACACAGCACGUUCAAGGGCUUCCGCGACGACCCCACUGUGCACGACGGACCCGACGUGGGCUACGUGUUCGGGCUGGAAAGCCUCAUCAACAUCAUGGAACAGAUGCGUGAGGAAAACCAGUAGCUCUGGGCUGUGGCCUCUUAUUCUUGUCCUGGUGGCAGGAGCAGACAAGAUCACCCACUACCACAGGAAAAACACAGACAAAUUUGGUUUUAAACAACUGUAUCGCUCUGUUGUUUUUAAAUGUACUUGGAUAGAAGAGCUGAGGUGAGGCAGGAUGGAAGAACUCUCGUGCUGACCAGAUGGUUCUGACCGCACUUGCUCUGCCUUCUGGAGGAGGCUCUGUAGAUGCCUGCUGGGUGUCCCGGUUCUUCGCUCAUCAUAUGUGCGUUCUGGAGGGAGGACCUGGACAUAGGGAAGAGAAAGCAGGAGAGCCCAGGGCUCUUGACGAGGCUGGAGCUCUGGUAUGAGGAGCCUUCUGCCUCAGGAGCUUCCCCUUUGAAUUUCUCCUGAGUUGUUUGGAAAGGGCGCUUGCCUGACGGUUGGCAGCAUCUGUGAGGCCACCGGUGAGAAGUCAGGUGCCGGUCCCUGUGUUCGGUGUUGCUGGCUCUGCCCUGGGUUUUGCCAGUGGGGCUUUGCUUUUGAUGCUGCCUUUUUCUGCUGUUUGGGCACUGUGAGUAGCUACCCCAAACACGGAAAUGAAAUGACCAAAUGCAAUCCCUGGCAGAGCCGUGGCCCGGAGGGAAUGCCACACACGUGGAGCUGUGCUUCAGCCUAGGGUCUGCUCGCUCCCUGAUGGCAUGGCAUGGCAUGGGCAGGCACAGGGCUCUGCAGGAGUGACUCUGCCCAGGACCACUGACUUGAAAGUGCUCAGCUCGUGGGCUAGCAAUAGUAUCUGUAGCAGUUAACAUGACCCCAGCUGUGCAGUGGGGCAUUUCGGACCAUUUCAACCCUUCCCCUCCUGUAAAGUACAGAGUCUGUCCCUCCAGCACAAAGUUGCCCUCUUCCCCCGGGGACCCUCUGCCCCCAGGCCCUGCUAUUCCAACAGGUCUGGAGGUGGUGGAAGGGGAGGCUGAGGCUCAGGGCUGAUUCCCAUCUCCUCCCUGAGGGUCUCUAGAGGCCAGGUGAGGGGUGACCUAGCUGAGCAGUGAGAGCCACUGUCUUGACUGUUCAGUACCACUGCCUGACUGUUCAGCUUUGCUUCACGCAGUCAGUGUCUCCCAAAAUAAAUGUUCCCAGCCUCCUUUGAUGAGGAAUUAAUAUUUGAUACUGUGGCCUGGUGGUACCAGACCGAACCCUGCUCCACCUCAGCUCCUGUUUCUGUGCUGGGGCCCUGGCUGCUCCCUCCUGCUCUCACUGACUGGUUCCAUGGCAUUACCAUUACCCUGUGUACCCACAAGGCCAGGGUUGGGGUUUUUUUAAUUACUUCAGGGAUGCUCGUUUGGGGAAUACUCGCAUGUCGCAUGUGUGCCGACUCCAUGUGCGCAGAGGCCGCUCGGAAAGCACGGCUGCCACAUCUCAGGCACAGGUCUGUGGCACUGGUGUGGAAGGGGACAGGAGAGCUGCCAAAUUUCUCUGCCGGUCUCCCAGCUCCUCAAAGCUGCCCAAGCCACUGCUCCCCCUCCGUCCUCUGGAGAAGGACCUUUAUCCGUGGCACGCUGCCCUGCACUAGGUUACUUCGUUGCUCCUGCGGGUCCCUACCUUGCCAGGACACGCAGGAUUUUCAGGGAGCGGGUUUGCAGGAGGCAGCGAGGCUUGGUGAGUGCAGGGGUGUAGGUACCCACAACAGCCGCAUUAGUCCCUGGCCCUGCCCUAGUGUGGCCCAUCGCCACCCACCCCUGCAUGUCCUUGUCCCCGCGGGCUGUGCUGGGGUGAGUCAGGCCGCACCACCGGGAGAGCCCCUUGCUGUCCCCCGCGCUCAUUCCUGCCUUUCCCUGCCUCACUGGGCCGUGACCGCUGCCCGUGCUCAGUGGGAGCCGCCUCCCUCCCUUCGGACCACUGCGGUGGGACUCCACAGCUUGUACAUAGCCUCGGCCCCGGUUGUUUUUACAUGAAUAACCACCCUGUUUGUGCUUCACAGAGAACCAAAAACCAUUAAAGGAUCUGUUUUUGUCCGCGG
Onychostruthus taczanowskii (white-rumped snowfinch) is the source of this 3975-nucleotide messenger RNA. It is a transcript of the gene IP6K1, whose product is annotated as inositol hexakisphosphate kinase 1. Bases 675 to 1979 code for a protein of 434 amino acids. Lineage: Eukaryota; Metazoa; Chordata; Aves; Passeriformes; Passeridae. The record is from RefSeq and is a predicted model, not a curated record. The transcript has 8 exons. Gene Ontology annotation, cellular component: cytoplasm; nucleus. Gene Ontology annotation, biological process: phosphatidylinositol phosphate biosynthetic process; inositol phosphate biosynthetic process. Gene Ontology annotation, molecular function: inositol hexakisphosphate kinase activity.